CGGUGGGUGGGCCGCUGCCUUCGUCUCGCCAAUCUGUUUCCCCUCCUUCGGGAGCGACUCUGCGAUCCGAUUACCAACCGGACGAUCGCUCUGUCCCUAAAGGGUGUUGUCGCCUUUGAUCUGGAUCGGCAGCAGGAAAGGGGAAGGCCUUCAUCUUUCUAGUGCUCGUUCCAUCCACGAAAGAAACGAGUGAAGAGAGAUCGGAUCGAGAUCGAUUGGUGAGGGGAUUGGAUAGGCGAAGAGUGGCAAUGUACAACGGCAUGAUGGAUCCGGAGCUGAUGAAGCUCGCCCAGGAGCAGAUGAGCCGUAUCCCACCCGAGGAGCUCGCCAGGAUCCAGCAACAGAUGAUGGCCAAUCCCGAACUCCUUAGAUUAGCAACAGAAAGUAUGAAGAAUUUGAGGCCUGAAGAUAUGAAACGUGCUGCAGAACAGCUACAGCAUGUUAGAACUGAGGAUAUGGUUGAGGUUAGUGAAAAAAUGGCCAAGGCUUCUCCAGAAGAAAUUGCCUCAAUAAAGGCACGUGCUGAUGCUCAAGUUACAUAUGAACUAAAUGCAGCACAGAUGCUGAAGCAACAGGGAAAUGAGCUUCAUAGCCGUGGACAAUAUCACGAUGCUGCUAAGAAGUAUUUGCUUGCAAAGAACAACUUAAACGGCAUGCCUUCAUCCAAAGGUGGAAUCCUCCAGAUGCAAUGCUCUCUCAACCUAAUGUCAUGCUACCUGAAGAUGAAGCAGUUUGAGGACUGCAUCAGGGAAGGUUCUGAGGUUUUGGCAUAUGACUCAAAAAAUGUAAAAGCCUUUUAUCGCAGAGGUCAAGCAUAUAAAGAAAUUGGGAAUUUACAAGCUGCUGUCUCGGACUUUAACAAGGCUCAUGAAAUGUCCCCUGAUGAUGAAACUAUUGCGGAUGUCCUAAGCGAUGCAAAUGAGAAAUUAAUUAAAGAAGGUGGAAAUAAAAGUGUGAGACAAGGUUUGGUGAUUGAAGAAAUAGUGGAAGAUGAGAAACAAAACAUUCCAUCCGAAAAUCAUAGAAUUUCACCUGCAGAGCAUUGUACUAGCCCAUCUGUGGAAAUUGGCGAAUCCUCUCUAAAUUUACAUCAACCUGACCCUGAUGCUGCUGUUGAGAAGGGCUGCCUAGAAGGUUUCAGAGACAAUCCAGAAAACAUCAGAUUAUUCCAAAAUUAUAUAUCCAAUGCUGAUCCUAGUAAUCUGGAAGCUUUGGGCAUGCAAGGAAUGUCACCUGGGAUGAUUAAAACAGCCACAAAUAUGAUUGGCAAGAUGAAGCCGGAGGAACUUCAGAAAAUGUUCCAAGUUGCUUCAUCUUUGAAUGAAAGAGGUCCAGAUGUUUCAAGGCUAGGAUCAAAGUUUCCAGAAAUGACUCCUGAAAUGAUUAAAAUGGCAUCUGAUACAGUUAGCAAGAUGUCUCCUGAAGACCUUCAAAAUAUGCUCAAAGUUACUUCUUCACUGAAUGUGAACAGUACUCCUCCGACAGCUGCAACUGAUGUUUGUGGCCGAAGACCAGAAAGUGGCUUUCAGUCUUCAGAGGCUGCUGGAACUUCCUCAUUUAAAUAUUCUGGUUUAGAAGAAAGUAAUUCAGGUGCUUCAUUCCUUGACUCAAGGGUGGGUCAAUCAUCUUCUAGCAUUCCACCUUCACCGGCUGCUUUGCAGGAGAGCAUGCAGAAUUCAAUGAAGGAUCCGUCGAUGCGUCAGAUGUUUGCAUCAAUGAUGAAGAACAUGAGCCCAGAAAUGAUGGCGAAUAUGAGCGAACAAUUUGGAAUGAAGCUUUCAAAGGAGGAUGCAGCCAAAGCUCAACAAGCCAUGUCACAGUUAUCACCAGAGGACUUGGAUAGAAUGCUAAGGUGGGCCGACAGGGCACAACAAGGGGUGCAAACUGCCAAGAACAUGAAGAACUGGCUCCUGGGACGGCCUGGCAUGAUCCUCGCAGUUGUGAUGCUGAUUCUCGCAUUCAUCUUCCAUCAACUCGGCUUCAUUGGUGGAUAGUCAUCCCUCCACUUUGCCAUCUGCAAGUUGUGCCUGCCAAAGGAUGUGCUCGCAUCCCUCUGUCCACCAAUGCUGGGCGUAAUCUCGUUUGUCCUGACUAAUAAAUAUCGGUUUGAAUUUUACGCAUUAACAAGGUUUAGGGCCACCAACUCAUUCAGACUUGGAUCAGUGUAACAUAGGGUGCUUCCAAGAUGUCCGACGGAAAUGUACGUAAACUGGGCAAAUUUACAGUUUUUCAAAAUUUUAUAAAUACUAUCGACUUUAAUAUGUAAAAUCAAACACUAUGCAAAUUAGCUCGUGUGCCGUGUUUACUAGUGUUUGAGAAAGCAUUAC
Messenger RNA from Musa acuminata subsp. malaccensis (wild Malaysian banana), 2327 nucleotides. Its product is annotated as outer envelope protein 61. NCBI's taxonomy places the organism in Eukaryota, Viridiplantae, Streptophyta, Magnoliopsida, Zingiberales, Musaceae. The record is from RefSeq and is a predicted model, not a curated record. Gene Ontology annotation, molecular function: protein binding.